Molecule: messenger RNA, 5408 nt
Organism: Hippocampus comes (tiger tail seahorse)
Lineage: Eukaryota; Metazoa; Chordata; Actinopteri; Syngnathiformes; Syngnathidae
Gene: slc2a1b
Product: solute carrier family 2 member 1b
Exons: 10
Coding region: 430-1899 (489 amino acids)
Biological process (GO): dehydroascorbic acid transport; response to insulin
Cellular component (GO): plasma membrane; apical plasma membrane; basolateral plasma membrane
Molecular function (GO): D-glucose transmembrane transporter activity
Source: RefSeq, a predicted model, not a curated record
UCCCACGCAUUGCGUCAGCUCCACGACGUAUAUGAACCCAAGCCGGUCCCGGAGUCAAACUAAUCUCGCUGUCUCCAGCCUCGAAACAAGAAAAAGAAACAGGAAAUCUACCAAAAUACAGAUCGUGAGCAGAUUUUUUCUUCUAACCAGGAAGCUACGGGACAAAUACGAGGCGAAAGGGAGCUGGAACGACAUCGCAUACGUUUUAAUUGUUAAGUCUUGAAAAAAAAAAGGGACGAGGGACGGGACUUUUGGUAUAAACAACGUUAAGGUUAGAAAAUAGACUUUUCUCCUACUUGAUGUGAAAACAGUGCAACAACUUUAAAGUUGUGAGACGACGAGGAAGUUUUGCCAUUUUUCCUUCCAACACUUAAACCGAGAAGAAGACGUCGAAAUAACACAAGUCGGCGUUGCCUUACCGACACUGCCAUGGAUUCUGGAAAGCAAAUCACCUUCCCAUUGAUGCUGUGUGUUGGGACCGCCGUGAUUGGAUCCCUGCAGUUCGGAUACAACACGGGCGUCAUCAAUGCACCUCAAAAGAUCAUCGAGAACUUCAUCAAUGAUACAUGGGUUGCGCGUUACCAGACGCCCAUUUCGGAAAACACCCUCAAAGCCAUCUGGUCCAUUGCCGUUGCCAUCUUCUCCGUCGGCGGCAUCUUCGGCUCCUUCUCAGUUGGCGUUUUUGUCAACCGCUUUGGAAGGAGAAACUCCAUGCUCCUGGCUAAUGUACUGGCCCUAAUCUCAUCGGCCCUGAUGGGCUUCUCCAAGACAGCAUCCUCCUUCGAGAUGCUCAUCAUCGGUCGCUUUGUGGUGGGCUAUUACUCGGGCCUCUCCACUGGCUUUGUGCCCAUGUAUGUGGGUGAGGUGUCGCCCACGGCGCUUCGCGGGGCUCUGGGGACCCUCCACCAGCUCGGCAUUGUCGUGGGCAUCCUCAUUGCACAGGUGUUUGGAUUGGAGGCCAUCAUGGGUAACAGGGAAUUGUGGCCGCUCCUCUUGGGCUUCAUCUUCAUCCCGUCGGUGAUGCAGUGCAUCCUGCUGCCCUGCUGCCCUGAAAGUCCACGGUUCCUGCUCAUCAACAAAAACGAAGAAAAUAAAGCCAAGACUGUGCUGAAGAAGCUGAGGGGCACCAACGACGUUAGCGCUGACAUGCAGGAGAUGAAGGAAGAGAGCCGGCAGAUGAUGCGGGAGAAGAAGGUGACCAUUUUGGAGCUGUUCCGCUCACCACUCUACCGCCAGCCCCUCCUUGUCGCCGUUGUGCUGCAGCUUUCCCAGCAGCUCUCGGGCAUCAACGCUGUCUUCUACUACUCCACAAGCAUCUUUGAAAAGGCCGGAGUGGCACAGCCAGUCUAUGCUACCAUCGGAGCUGGUGUCGUUAACACAGCUUUCACUGUGGUGUCGCUAUUUGUGGUGGAGCGCGCCGGCCGGAGGUCUCUCCACCUGCUGGGACUACUGGGAAUGGCCGGUUCUGCCCUCCUGAUGACUAUUGCCAUGGCCCUUCUGGACCAGGUCAAAUGGAUGUCCUACUUGAGCAUCGUGGCCAUCUUCGCCUUCGUGGCCUUCUUUGAGAUCGGACCCGGUCCCAUACCCUGGUUCAUCGUGGCCGAAUUGUUCUCUCAAGGGCCCAGACCUUCAGCUAUUGCUGUGGCCGGUUUCUCCAACUGGACUGCCAACUUCAUUGUGGGGAUGGGCUUCCAGUAUUUAGCUACGGCGUGCGGCGCCUACGUCUUUGUCAUCUUCAUCGUGCUGCUACUCAUCUUCUUCGUCUUCACCUACUUCAAGGUCCCCGAGACCAAAGGUCGGACUUUUGAUGAAAUUGCAUCCGGCUUCCGCCAGAGCGCAGUAACGGGCGGUGAGAAGCACGAGGAGCUCAAUAGCCUGGGGGCCGACUCGCAGCUCUGAAGUAGCCCUUCACUGCCAAGUGAUGGGACAAACUCUUGAUCACCGCGAGGAGGGGGCGGACCGACUAGAGGUGGGAGGCGGGGAGAAGGGAUGGUUGGGUCUACUUGUUAGAUGGGUCCCGGCGUAGAAUCAUUUUCACACUGUCAGCACAUUUCGGUUGUCUUUACCGCGUGUGAUCCUCCUUUUACGUCUUCUGCUGCCCAUCCCCCACUGACACACACGCGCACACACACACACUGCUCUCCUCCUAUGUCACUCAAAACGCUCGACGGGCAGCGUUUGGCCCAGAAGAUGUGAAAGAAGUGUGUUGGAAGGUUUCUGAUAUUUCAAAGAAGGAAGAAGACCGCUCUUUUUUUUCCUUUUUUAAUAGAUCUACUUUUUCACUGAGCGAUCAUACUGUAAAAUGCUGUAACACUGUAGAGUAGACUCUCGCACUGUAGCUCCUGCACGGCUUCCUCCUCCAGAUGGCGCACUUUUCCUUGAAAUAACUCCCCCAAUAUGUUACUGAGGAAAAAGUGAUACGCUUCACAGCAUUGUUACAGCUAAUUUUAAUAUAUGAUAUGUAUAUUACUUAUUGAUUUUAGAUGGACAAUAUUUUACUCAAAAUUUUGUAAAACAAAAAAAAUAGUGUAUGUAGUUGAAAAUGUUCAUGAAAAGGAGUCAAGGACCUCAGUGGAAAAAAUUUAAAUACCAGGAGAAUAAAGUGAAGAAAUUAUACACUGUUUUUAUCAAGCGACUAAAGUUAGUCAAAAUUUAAUGACACGAGUCCUAAUUUUAAUUGAAUAAAGCCUCGAUGCCAUUGGACAGCCAUUUGUUUAGCUGGCUGUACGAGACAGCCAUUUGUUUAGUUAGCGCUACCAGUGGAAUUCAUCCUUCUCCAGGCUAAAAGGAAACAUGUCUAAAAAUGGCCGCCGUCUAGAUUCGCUCGCCGUUGCGCCCCGGCAUGAUUGCGCGCUAUGCACCGCGGUGUUGGUCAGCACCGCCGAGCGGUACCCCGUCAGCACAGGUAAAUAUCACGUUAAGUAGCUCGAUACUAGACGAUGCGACAUGGCAGCGGGACCCUAGAAAGGAUAAGCAGUUCAGAAAGUGGAUGGAAAGUUGCUAAAAUAGCAUUUUAAUAUUCCAAGAAUAAGUCUUAGCUUAUUCGAUUGAAAUCAUACUCUUCCAAGAAUAUCGUCACAAUAUUUGUAUUGGUAAAAAAAAAAAGCGUUUGAGAAUGUGGACAUCGGAGUGAUCAAAUACAUUAUUUCAUAACUUGUCAAAAGGAGCCUUUUUAUUCCAGUGUGGCUCCUGAUACUACUGUGCGUGUUCACCCAUGAUUUUAAUGUAAAAUAUUGAAGAUAAAGAAUUAACGAUACUAAUUUUAAUACACAUAUACACACACACACACACACACACAAAAAUUGUGUGCUUGUUACUCACCUUAAUACAUCUUUCUUUUUUUCCUCUAAGGGUUUUUUUUUUACCUGACAGAGGCUCACAAACACAUGGAAACACGUAUAUUUAGAGUGGAAAUAAGAAAAAAAUGGACCAAAAACGAAAGUCACCCUGAUUAUCCUGCCUUGGAUCAGUUCUCCAAGCCUUGCUGUGUGUUCCAUUGUGGAAGUAUUGUUGUGCACUGCCAUGUGUUGCAGUCUUGUUCAGCUUGCUCGGCCUCGCUGUCUACUUCUGCUGUAUCACUGCUCUCGUCUCUUCUGUUUUGAGGAAACCAGUAAAAUGAAAAAAAAAACCUUUUAGCAGCACUUUAUUACAAAUAUCUUCUUAUUUUCUCGGAAACAACUCAAAUCUCUGUUCCAGAGGAGAGCGGCUGAUGGACCUGAUGUCUGUUGACAUGGUAUUUUGUCAUAUUUUUAUUUUUUUUAAUGAAGUGCUCCUCUAAAUUCAGGCCACUUGUUGGCACGAUGUGUCAUCAAAUCAGGACUUUAAUCCAAAUCAUUUGUCAUUGCGACCAUUCCAUAAGAUAUUCGCACAAUGUUGCUGUCCACUAAAAUGCAUGUAUCUGCACAUUUUGUCAAAAAACAUUUUGGGGAAAAUCCUCAACGUAAUCAAACUUUUAAUGCCAUGCUCAGCCCACAUUAGAUGGCACAGGCAAAAAAAAAAAAAAAUACUAUUUGCAAUUUAGUGUUGCCUCUACUGUCAAGAAUACCAGCUAGUGAUUGGAACCCAUUUGGGCAAAUUUCCUUGUUGCAGUUUACCCAUGUCCAGAAAUUUGUGCAAAAUGUCCAAAAGGGCUGGCUGGCUUCAUGGCUCCUUGAGACUUUUUAAUGCAGCCUGUUUUGCUAGACAUGUACACCCACUAUCGUUUGGAUGGACAAAACCGGUCUUGAAGGUUGAGAUUUUUUUUUCUUUUCAGACUACACUACUGGUGUAGGAAGAGCUACUUCAAGCCAAAAUGUCUUAUUUCUUGUUCAUUUUUAGGCACGGUCCGUGAGACUUUUUAAUGCAUUCUGUUAUGAUAGACAGUCCACCCAAUUUUGCAUCACUCAGUGAAACAGGUGUCCGUGGCCGAUAUUUUUUCAUCUUUCCCAGGGGUAAUUUCUGAGGAAAAAAUGGCUACUUGUAAGAAAAAUAGCCAACUUCCAAUUUCUUUUCAGGAAUCUGUCCUUGGGACUUUUUUGUGCACUUUGUUGUGGAUUGAACUGUCCACCAAAGUUCGAGUCGAUUGGCGAAACCGGUGGUGAGAGUGGAUUCUAUUUAUAUUUUUCACCUGACGUCGGAGGCGCUACUGAGUGUGAAAUGGCUGCUACAAACCAAAAUGGCCAACAAUUUUUAUUUAUUUUUUUCCUAUUCCAGACACACGUCCAUGAGGCUUUUUCACUUGUCCGUACAAAGUUCAUAUGGUGUUGUGGGGUUAUUUUUUUCCAACUUUCCUGGGGGGUGCUACUGAGAGACAAAUGAAUUGCUUCAAGCCAAAUGGGUGGAAUUCAUGUUCAGUUUCUGGUCCUUGAGACUUGUUUUUUUGCAUUGUGUUAUAGACCCAACCGCCGAAUUUCAGGUCAAUCUGUCAUACUAGAGAUACUUUCUCGGGGGGGUCACAGAAUAAUUUUUUUUUCUCCCCCUCCUCCCCUGGACCCCCUAAAAUACAUACUUUUCGCCAGGAUGCACACCCAUAAAAAAAAAAAAAACAAAUAAAUAAAUGUGGAGUUACCUGUUUAUUUCUUUAUUGGACAGCGACUGUAUUUUGAAUGUCUUUUUUUUUGUGCCAGCCAAACUGUGCCUUUCAAGUGACCUUUAAGUGCACUCCAUUUGCACACAAAAAACAUGGAAUUCUGUUAUACUGAUACACACAAGCCUUUUAAACAUCAUCUUGUAAAUAAAACACCACAGCCACUUGCAAAAAAACAUUUUCACACCAUUAGAAGGAUUUGUAUUCUUAGAUUGUUACUGCAAAGAGGAGUCUACUUUUGAAAAAUGUAUUUUAGCCUCCAAACACUUUUAUUCAAUCAUCAGAUGUUACAUGUCGAAGGAGUGAAAAACAGUGCUCUCAUUUUAGGGCGCCAAAAAAAAAA